Acanthosepion pharaonis is the source of this 1347-nucleotide messenger RNA. The record is from the annotation of a GenBank genome assembly. Lineage: Eukaryota; Metazoa; Mollusca; Cephalopoda; Sepiida; Sepiidae.
AUGCAUAGCAGGAGAAAAACACUUAGCUUCUACAAUAAAGAAGAUAAAUGUUUUACUACUUCUCUCUCUCUCUCUCUCUCUCUCUCUCUCUCUCUCUCUCUCUCUCUCUGUUAUUUUUGCAGAGAUCUUUUUACAAUCCCAAUGUCUCUGAAAAAUCUUGGUCUUUUCCUGGCAAUAGCCAUGGUUCUGGUUGCUUAUUGGCUCCAUGAACCCAUCCCUGAUGGAGUGAAGGAGAAAAGCGAAUUGAGGAUUACCAUUGCUUAUCUCAAAUUUAUCCGAUUUAUGACAACAGUGUCUUGGAUGACUGGGAUUUAUUCUCCAAUUAAUACCUUUAGGUUUUGGCUUAAAAUGACUAUAAUUCAAAUGCCAAACGAUGGAGCAGUAGAGGUUAUAGAUGAUAACUUUAGUGGUGUACCUGUUCGGAUAUUCCGGCCAAUGCAAAAUAGUGAAGCAGCUCCCAAAGAACUUCCUGGUUUGGUGUUUAUCCAUGGAGUGGGUCUUGCACUUAUGGACACUGAUACUUACCACUCGGUCUCUCAGUCUAUUACCAAAGAAACAGGAUUUGUUGUAGUUUCUGUUGACUUCCGUCGAGCUCCAGAAUACAAGUUUCCAAUUCCAUUUGAUGAUUGUUUGACUGCUACUGUCCAUCUUCUUCGUCACGGUGCAGAAUAUGGAGUUGACAUUAAUCGAAUUGCUGUUGCUGGUGACAGCACUGGAGGAAAUUUAGCAGCAGCAGUUGUUCAACGUCUGACAGUGGAGACAGGAUUUCCAAGUCUAAAGGCCCAAGUUCUCAUCUAUCCAACUCUCCAAGCAUUUGACUUUAUGACUCCAUCUAUGAUCACUCGGGAACUGCCUGGAUAUCUGACACGGCGAACAAUUAUAGAAAACUGGCUGUUAUAUUACCAAGGAAACAACAAAGAUAUGGAGAAUUUUUUGACUAACAAUCACACUGGGCCACUCUUAAAGGCUUCUGAAUAUGGAGAUUCUGUUGAUCAUAAUUUACUCCCUGAGGAAUUCCAGAAACAGCUGACUGAGAAACCACAGAAGAAUUUUGGUGAUGAAAAACUGUCAGAUGCUUUUGAGCCAACCCUUCUGAAUCCAUAUUUUAGUCCCCUUUUAGCUCAGCAACUAGACAAAUUGCCACCAACGUUUAUGAUCACAGCUGAGUAUGAUGUGCUUCGAGAUGAUGGAUUUAUGUAUGCGAAAAGACUUGAACAAGCCGGAGUAACAGUUGAACACAAACAUUUUGAGAAUUCAUUUCAUGGUUUCAUUUGUUAUUUGGGAACACCUUCUCAGCAAGAAGGUUUAGUAAUGUUACGCACAUUUCUGCACAAAGUUCUGAAGUAA